Messenger RNA from Raphanus sativus (radish), 1319 nucleotides. RefSeq names its product mitogen-activated protein kinase kinase kinase 20. NCBI's taxonomy places the organism in Eukaryota, Viridiplantae, Streptophyta, Magnoliopsida, Brassicales, Brassicaceae. Gene Ontology annotation, biological process: protein phosphorylation. Gene Ontology annotation, molecular function: protein kinase activity; ATP binding. The record is from RefSeq and is a predicted model, not a curated record.
AGUUGGCACACAUGGAGAAACAGAGCAUCAAAAACACUUCUUCUUUAUCUUCAAUGUCAUCUUCUUGGGUCCGUGGUACCUGCGUAGGAAGAGGUUGUUUCGGUGCAGUCAGCACGGCGAUCAGCAAAACAGACGGCGAAGUUUUCGCCGUGAAGUCCGUGGAUCUCGCCACGUGUCUUCCCGCUCAGUUAGAGUCUCUAGAGAACGAAAUCACCGUUCUCCGCUCGCUCAAGCCUCAUCCUCACAUAGUGCGGUUCCUUGGCGACGGAGUCUCGAAAGAAGGAACGACGUCGUUUCGUAACCUCCACUUGGAGUAUCUCCCGGAUGGUGACGUGGCUAAAAACGGAAUCGACGAGGCUCUUCUGCGGCGUUACACGGCGUGUCUCGUCUCCGCUCUCCGCCACGUCCACUCGGAAGGAUACGUUCACUGCGACGUCAAGGCCAGGAACGUGCUCAUCAUCAGCCGGAGCUCCGGAGUCAAGCUAGCGGAUUUCGGAUCGGCGAUCGGAGUCAGCAAACAGAGGGCUACGGCUCAGAUCACGCCACGUGGAAGUCCUCUUUGGAUGGCUCCGGAGGUGAUCAGAGGAGAGUACCAAGGGCCGGAGAGCGACGUGUGGUCUCUUGGCUGCACUGUCAUCGAGAUGCUCACCGGUAAACCCGCCUGGGAAGAUCUCGGGGUUGACUCGCUGAGUCGAAUCGGUUUCUCCGACGAGUUACCGGUUCUCCCGGUGAAGCUGUCGGAUACGGGACGGGACUUUUUAGACAAGUGUCUGAAGCGAGACAUGAGUCAGCGAUGGAGUUGCGAUCAGCUUUUGCAGCAUCCGUUUCUGUCUGAAUCUCACGACUCGUCUCACGCUGAGUCAUCUCCGCGUUAUGUACUGGACUGGGUUAACUCGGACGAAGAAGAAGAGGAAGUAGAGAGAAGCGAGUUGACUUCGAAACUCAAAUUUGCGGCGAUGGCAAGAAUCUGUAAAAUAGAGACGAGCAGAGGGGCAAAUUGGGAAUCGGAUGGUUGGGUGGAUGUUAGAAGUCAUCACCCUUCGGAAGAGGAAGGGGCAACGAUAGAAUACUCGGAACACAACACUUCGUUGAAUCCGUACGAUGACGUGGCUGAUGAGUCGGCGAUGAUUGACGUUAAUGUGUAUCCCAAUAGACCGCCGGGAAACCUGGACUCGGCGGCGGAGGAGCAAUAUGAAGUAGUGAUGAUUUUACUUUUAUUAAUGGAAUGUAUGGUUUAUUCUAGAACUAUAUGUGUAUCCACCGAAUACUCUCAUUACUUGUUGUCAUCAAUAUCAUAACAAGGAAAUGUUGUCUUUUAA